CCUCACACCAUUAUUAUCAAGACUCACAUGCAGCCCCUCCUGUGAUGGAGUGAGAGGAGAUAGAAAGAGAUAAAGAAAAGAUGGAGUUAAAGAGGAAAUGGAAAGCAGGAUUACUGUUGUGACAGCACUAGGAGAUGAGGGGCAGUGCAACGGUGAGAGAGGAACUCUAGUGGGAAACGAAAAAAAAAAAAAAUCAGUGCAACAGGAUGAGGACCUGCUAGUGCGCAGCCGGCCCAAUCCCGUGGACCUGCCAUCUGUCCCGCUGUUCUCUCCGCGUUGCCGACGCUCCCACCACCAACCAACAUCUGGAUAACCUCGCAUCCCCAUAUGGUAGAGAGGGUGAGGGGGGGGGGGGCAAAAAAAAAUCCAAAUCAUAUCGACCACUCAUCCUUUUUGAUCACACAGGACCUGAGAAAGGCACAUCAUCACCUUGGGGAUCCCUUGCUGCGGAGUGCAUCACCUCAGGGCUGAUAACUGGACCGGAGAAGGAAAAAACUUUUGCUCCAAAGAUGCAGAGGCGUGCACAGGACCCUUUCUUAUCUGUCUGUGAGAUUUUCUAACUUCCCAUGGAUCUGUUGUGUCUCUUACCCCCGAGCAGGGAGAGGGAAAAGGAGACAGAGGAGGUGGAGAGGGGGAGAAAGGAGGAGACGGCGGGGAAGCGUCACCGCCGCCGCUGCUGAAGUGUUACCGGCGUUUGUGCUCCUCCGCUGAAGAGGCAUUUUAUCACUCUUCCUCCCCCCCUUUCGCUCCUCUCCUCAUCCGACCAGCAGGGAGCCUGAGGGAUACAGACAGGGAGCUAAACACAGUGGGUUCAUGCUCAUAUGCACACAAACACACACACACUUGCUGCUCUUCUAGGGGCUCCCGCACCUCUCAUCUUCCAUCCCCCUCCUCUUCCCUCACUUUCCUUUCCCAUUUUGAUGUCCUGUCUUCACCUUCAUGACCACUUGUAAAUCUGUGACACGUACAGAAAAAGAGGAAAGUGAGAGAAGGGGUGAUGAAACUGUGGAGUUAGAAAAGAGAGAUUUUUGGAAGAAUCACACACACACUUGCUGUCACGUUGUGAAGUCCUCCAGGGGAGUGUGCAGACAUCCAAAGCUGCCAAACACACACACGCACACAGUCGCUGAUAACUCACUCACACUCACUCUCACACAGAGACUUGGUCUAGAUGCAUACUCCUACAGGUGCUGAGAGAGGCAGGUGAAAACCAGGUGAAAAGUAAAUAGAGAGAAAGACAUUUGGAGGAAAGCAGCCUGGGAACAAUGGAGCAGCAGGAGUUCAAGUUGGAUGACAGCAGAAAGCACAGGUAGUAGGCCACCAAAAUGGCCAUUCCCAGGGGACAUCCUCCUCCGUCUCCUUGGCCUCCACUCUUCCUCCUGCUCCUCAUCUCCUCCCCGCUCCCCCUGCAGGCCCGGCCACUCCUCCUCCACCCGUCCAUAAACGUGGCGGUGGUGUUCAGUGGCUCCAGUUACCAGAAUGAGGUCAGAGGUCGUCUCAGCGGGGAAAACUUUGUUGACCUGCCUAUUGUUGUCAGCCCAGUGACCGUGCUGGUCAAUGACACCAACCCCCGCGACCUGCUGACACGCCUCUGUGAUACCAUGGCAACGGAGAGGCUGCACGGCGUAGUGUUUGAGGAUGAUGUGGGCUCUGGUGCAGACACACAGGUGGCAGAAGUGGCACAGAUCCUGGACUUCCUCUCCACUCAGACAGCUCUACCAAUCGUAGGCAUCAGUGGCGGCUCUGCAGUUGUCAUACCAUACAAGGCUGAGGGAUCCUCCUUCCUGCAGAUGGGAGUGUCUCUGGAGCAGCAGAUUGUCUGCAUGUUUAAGAUCAUGGAGGAGUAUGACUGGGGCGAGUUUGCAGUGAUCACCAGCUUGCUGCCAGGCUACGACACCUUCGUGGAUAUAGUUCAGUCCUAUACAGAUACCUCCUAUUUCCUGUGGAAUCUACAGGAUAUCUUGUCUCUAGAAAUGUCUGUCGGGUCAAAUGAUGGGAGGACGAAGCGCAUGCUGCAGCAGGUGGACUCUCAGGUCCUGAUGGCGUAUUGCUCCUAUGAGGAGGCACAGUACUUGUUUCAACAGGCAGCUGAGGUGGGUCUGCUGGGGCCAGGCUACAUCUGGAUCCUCACCAGUCAGGCCGUGGGCAACCCCGACAGCCCUCCACCUGACAGCUUCCCUGUCGGUGUUAUUGGUGUGAUUACGGACCAGGGGAGAAAGAGCUUGCGGCAGAGGGUGAGGGAGGGUGUCGCUAUUGUAGCUAAAGGGGCUGAGAGCUUCCAGAAGCAGUACGGGUUUAUUCCUGAGGGACAUGGUGACUGCAACAAACCUGCUAAACACUCAGACAACAAUACUCUGUUCAGACACAUGCUGAAUGUGACGUGGGAAAGGAAAGAUCUGUCAUUCAACAACCAAGGCUUCCUCUCCAAUCCUUCCAUGGUCAUUAUCGCUCUGGACCGGGAUAGACUCUGGGACAAGGUGGGUACGUACGCCCGAGGGAUCCUUCAGGUUCGCUACCCGGUCUGGCCUCGAUACGGCAGCUUCCUGGAACAGGUGUCUGAUGACCGUCACUUGACUGUGGCCACGCUGGAGGAGCAUCCCUUCGUCAUGGUCGAGAAUGUGGACCCGGGCACUGGUACAUGUGUCCGGAACACGGUGCCCUGCAGGCGGCAGUCCAAUCAAACAGAGAGUAUUAUCGGCCACGCAGGGUCCUACACCAAACUGUGCUGUAAGGGCUUCUGCAUAGACAUAUUGAAGAAACUGUCCCGCACCAUCAAGUUCUCCUAUGACCUCUACCUGGUCACCAACGGGAAACAUGGCAAGCUGGUUCGUGGGACCUGGAACGGCAUGAUUGGGGAGGUUGUGUAUAGACGAGCUGACAUGGCCAUUGGCUCUCUCACUAUCAAUGAGGAGCGUUCGGAAAUCAUCGACUUCUCCGUACCGUUUGUUGAGACAGGCAUCAGCGUUAUGGUAGCCCGCAGCAAUGGGACAGUUUCCCCAUCUGCCUUUCUUGAGCCCUACAGCCCAGCAGUUUGGGUCAUGAUGUUUGUGAUGUGCCUGACCGUGGUGGCGGUGACGGUUUUUGUGUUUGAAUACUUAAGUCCAGUCGGCUACAACCGCAGUCUGGUCAGCGCCAAAUCUCCUGGUGGUCCGACGUUCACCAUUGGGAAGUCAGUGUGGCUGUUGUGGGGCAUUGUCUUCAACAACUCGGUCCCCAUUGAAAACCCUAAAGGAACAACCAGUAAGAUCAUGGUCCUGGUCUGGGCCUUCUUUGCUGUCAUCUUCCUGGCCUCUUACACUGCCAACCUGGCUGCCUUCAUGAUCCAGGAGCAAUAUAUCGACACAGUGUCUGGGCUCUCUGACAAGAAGUUCCAGAAACCACAUGAGCAUUACCCUCCUUUCCGCUUCGGGACGGUCCCAAACGGGAGCACAGAGAGGAACAUCCGCAGCAACUACCCUGACAUGCACACACACAUGAUAAAAUACAACCAGAAGGGGGUGGAAGAAGCUCUAGAAAGCCUCAAAAACGGGAAGCUGGAAGCUUUCAUCUACGACGCCGCUGUUUUGAACUACAUGGCCGGGAAGGACGAAGGCUGCAAGCUGGUGACCAUCGGCAGCGGGAAAGUGUUUGCCACCACAGGAUACGGCAUCGCUCUGCAGAAGGACUCCCGCUGGAAACGGCCUAUUGACCUUGCGCUGCUGCAGUUCCUUGGAGACGGAGACACCCAGCGCUUGGAGACGGUGUGGUUGUCAGGCAUCUGCCAGAACGAAAAGAACGAAGUAAUGAGCAGCAAGCUGGACAUUGACAACAUGGCGGGCGUCUUCUACAUGCUGCUAGUGGCCAUGGGCCUCAGCAUGCUGGUCUUUGCCUGGGAACACCUUCUUUAUUGGAAACUACGACACUCCCUUCGCAAGUCUCCCAAACUUGACUUCCUGCUGGCCAUCAGUAGGGGUAUUUACAGUUGUUUCAAUGGAAUGGAGGAUCCUGGGCGUUCAUCUGGUUUGGCAAAACCUGACCUGACCUCCAACUACGCUCAAGCAAACAUGCUGAAGAUGCUUCGCACUGCUAAGGACCUAGUCUCCACUGCCAAUGUUGAGACCUCUCUGGACAAUGCCACCAAGACCAUAGAACAGUUGAGCCGUCAUGGCGGCAGCUUGCCUGUUCGUAUUCCACAAGUCUCCACUGAGGCCGUACCAGGAGGAUUUGCUUAUAUUACGGAGAAUCACUGCUCCCUAACCCCACCUCUGAGUGCUGUUACCUCUCUGAAACAGCAGAGGGGUGUGACCAGGCCGACGCCACUGCGCUAUACACUCCCGACUCGCUCUUCUUCAUGUCUGUAUGACCGGCCACUUCCUGUGUCCAGCCUCAGCAGUCCCCACCUGGCCGUGGGUGAGCCGCUUCCUCAUCAGCACCCGCACCACUACCAGACCACAGGGAGACUCUACGUAGACACACAUCCUCACUCGCCCUUCAUUCCCUACACCGAUCUCCAACUACCUGACAUCUACGCUUCUCACCCGGUCUCCUUGUCUCAAAACCAGUAUGUCCAAGCAGGCUUCUCCCGACGGAAAAGGAGGUCCAAGAGUUUCCAGUGUGAGGAUGAGGAUGUAGAGAGGAGAAAACUCAGGGACCAAGGAAAGAAUGACAAAGGUCCCAUCUACCUGAGUGAGCUCAAAGCCAACCACCUCCAAGACAACCACAUCUCCACCCCCAGCAUUGAUAACAUCUACUCAGGGGAGGGGAUGUGUCCUCGGGUAGAGAAUUACAGAUCCUGGCCCCCGGAGGACCUGGUGCUGAGAGGCAGACGCAGGCACCGCCGCCCCUCUUUCCUCAAAGCCACAUGGGGCAAUGAGCAAAUACGCCAGCUGGACGAAUCCCAGUCAUCCCUGUCCAGCCAAUCACCUUCCACCCUGCCAGACCUGUUCCCAUGCAUUCUUACACCAACCACACCUGCAAAGGCCUGCAACCCUGCUCACCUUCGAAACAACCUGUGCCUCCCCCGGAACCAGGCCUACCUCCACAUAAGGGAGGACCAGAGGAGGCCCAAUGGGCGUAAGGGCCAGAAGCUGCGCUACUCUCACUCCGCCCACCUCCCCACUUACGGAGAAGCAGUGCGACAUGGGACUGGGUUAGGGCGGGGGAUGGUACGGAGAGCCACCAGCUUGCUCAGCAGACAGUACACCCACUACCUGAACUCAUACCCUGGACUACCCCUCUACCACGGGCCCCUAGACCUACACAACCACAGUCAGGCCUCCAGCAGCCACCCGAGCACCAGCCCAGUGUGCCAGCUGCUGGCUUGUGGGGGUGGGAGAUGUGGAAGCCAGCGGGCUCUGCUGUACCAGGACAGUGUGUAUGGGGCCUAUGGGGUCUAUCAGGGAUCCCAGACUGGAUCAGAGGCCCAGGCAGGUAAGGGAGCAGGGGGCCAGCCUGUGGGGAGCCCCUGCGUACUUCGUCCCUGGCGACGGGUGUCCAGCCUGGAGUCUGAGGUCUGAUGGGAAACCAAAGGAACCUCAUAAGAUGGAUACUGUGGAGUAAUAGAGGACAAGACACCUGUAUAACCACUGUGGAGAGGGGGAAGUGGUUAGAUUAUUGUAAGGGGGAGAAGUUAUGACUUGAAGUAGUUGUUGAUUUUCUAUGUGACUUUGUGUGGUAAAGAAUAGAAGUUUGGGUCUGCAAAUUUCACAGAUGUUUAGGACUUUUUUGAUGUAUACUACAGUAAGAUAAGAAGACUGCACUGUUACCAAUUUAUCCUCGAGAAAGGUUUGGAAAGCUGGAGUCGGCAGGUUUUGCUCACUUGCUACUUUCCUACAACGCUUGUGUGUUUUCUGUGCUUUAAUGUGCACUAAACAGUCCACGGUGUUGGCGCAUGGUUAAACUAUAAUCAGUUUUCAUGCUGUGUGUGUUGUGUAUAUUUUAUCGUGGAUAGUUGGGAUUCAGUCUUGGGUGUAGUGUAGUAGAUGAACCGUUUACAUCUAGGGAGAAGUAGCAGAGGAAUAAGGGAUUGUCUCUUUCAAAUUCAGCCAUCAAAAACAAGCAGCCACUGUAGCAAGAUUUGUGAAGACAGCUGCAAUGAACAAGAGUUUAAUUCCAAAAUAAAAACAAUUAAUAUUAAAACAUUUUGACUCCAGACACAGAAGAGCAGCAGUUUUUUUGUCUAUUCAAGACGGUCUGUUAAUGAAUUUCAGGUAACAUCUUUCAAGAUUCAUAAUGUUUUGGAGCUAAUCCCUUCAAGUCGUCAUUUAGUGAUGAGUCAGAGGAAGCAGAGACUUUGUGAAAGCAGUCCAUAUGAACACAAUCUGCAAAAUGAUGAAAGUAUUGGGACAGCACUGACCAGCACUAGGUGUCUUAAACCAUGGAUUCUUUUUCCUCACUGAGUCUCAGUAUGAGGCUGCAGUACAGCACAACAUCACACAGGGCCUCACAAUAAAUAAAUUCAGUAUCUAAAUACUAUAUCAAUAGAGAAAAUGUGUAAUUUGAGGCUGGUUAGUGUCAUAUUCAUGUAUUCUACAUAUGAUAAGAAUUUAUAGUCACUCUUAACAUUUUCUAAUCACAAAGUUCUAGCACAUUUUUCUUUUUGUAAAGCUGUUGCCGGUUUACUUAAAUAUUUGUUAUUAUUGUAUUAACUAUGUUGUCCUAUAUUACGAUUUUCAUCACUUUCUCAUUUCCACUCUUUUAUAUUCCCUCAUCAUCCCUGUUUUUCCCAUUCCCUCUAACUGUUAAAUGAUCAAAUUUAAAUGAGGUAAUUGAAAGCUAUUCUAGUAUCUAUAUUACCUGGCUCCCUCAACCUGUAAUUAAUCACUUAGACUAAUUAAAGAACCUUUUGGAUGAA
Perca fluviatilis (European perch) is the source of this 6832-nucleotide messenger RNA. RefSeq names its product glutamate receptor ionotropic, NMDA 2C-like. The transcript has 16 exons. The coding region runs from base 1326 to 5495 and encodes 1389 amino acids. Gene Ontology annotation, biological process: monoatomic ion transport; synaptic transmission, glutamatergic; long-term synaptic potentiation. The record is from RefSeq and is a predicted model, not a curated record. Gene Ontology annotation, cellular component: NMDA selective glutamate receptor complex; postsynaptic membrane; postsynaptic density membrane. Lineage: Eukaryota; Metazoa; Chordata; Actinopteri; Perciformes; Percidae. Gene Ontology annotation, molecular function: NMDA glutamate receptor activity; transmitter-gated monoatomic ion channel activity involved in regulation of postsynaptic membrane potential.